AUGCCUCCCCCGACCCGCCCCCGCCCAAAGCCCAAGCCCAGCAAAUCCACAGCAACAAUCUCCACUCUCGCAACCCCAAAAUUGAAACCGGCCAAGGGUAGCGCCUCCCACGAAGUCACCUCAGUGGUUCUGGGUAGCCAGUUAAUACCUGCUUGGUGCCCAUCCUCAUACCCACUCAAGGCCAUAGCCAGCGAUCACGACACCCAUUCCCCCUUCUCUCUUUCCGCAUCCACAAGUCCUCACCCUACCAGCAGCGAGCGUAUCUACGUCUGCGAACACUGCUUCAGCUACACCCCUGAAGCCUCCGAGCUCCUCUUGCAUAAACCCUUCUGCCACCUCUCUGGGAAGCCCCUGGGGAAGUUGGUAUACGCGCACAAUGGGUUUUCAAUAUACGAGGUCGACGGCGAGGAGCAUCCACUGUUCUGCCAAUGCCUCUCGCUGUUUGCAAAGUUAUUCCUGGACACGAAGAGUAUUUCCUACGACGUUGAGCCGUUCCUAUUCUACACACUCGUCGAGGACGUCCUCCCUCCUGCCACGGAUGGUGCGGGGGGGAAGGCGCAGCAGCAGCAGGAGGGUGGGAAGAGGAUAGUCGGCUUCUUUUCAAAGGAGAAAAUGUCCUGGGAUGGCAAUAUCCUCGCUUGUAUAUUGAUUUUCCCACCAUACCAACGGAGGGGCCUCGGGAAGAUUUUGAUCUCCUUCUCUUACGUGUUAGCUAGAGGGGAGGGGAAAAUUGGGGGUCCAGAGAAACGUAUUUGCCCCUUCCUCAUCCAACUCCGAGUAGGCACUAACUUUGUAUAUAGCGCUAUCGGAUCUCGGUCAGAAAGGCUACAGAUCAUACUGGACCUCCGUCCUUGCUGCCGCGAUAUUAAACCGCAAGUCUAAGAAACCGAUCACAAUCACGGACUUGAGUAAGGAGACUUGGGUUCAUCAGGAGGAUGUGGUCGCCACGUUGAAGGGUAUGGGAGCGAUUGGCCGGAGCGCACCAGAUGCAGCGGGGGAGCCGGGCGGAUGGGUCAUCUCGAGGAGUAAGGUUAGGGAGUUUGUCGCAGCCACCGGGAUCAAGGUUGGCUCUGGGGGGAUUGCCAUGGAGGGGGCUAUGCUAGAUCAGUAG
This is a messenger RNA of Tuber aestivum (summer truffle), 1111 nucleotides long. NCBI's taxonomy places the organism in Eukaryota, Fungi, Ascomycota, Pezizomycetes, Pezizales, Tuberaceae. The record is from the annotation of a GenBank genome assembly.